GUCAAACCCAUUGUUACUAAAGUUAUUUUCUCUUUAAUCUGUAGUUUUUAAAUACGGAGUAAUACUCCGUAAAUAAAUUGGUGGGGCAUGUUCAUCCUACUGUUCUUCAUGGGAAUUAUUGCGAGUAUGGGUUUGUGGAUGUAGGGGAGGGUGCGAAAUCUUUCUUUCCAUCUCUUUUUCCCGGCCAUGAAUAUGGUUCCAAGCUUAAUUUGGUGAUUUUGUCUGAUCUGGUUUCUAUCAGAUUCCUUGGAAUUCUGCUGAUUCUCUUAUUGUACAAUUGGCAAAUAUUCUUUUGCAAAUUUGGGCCGAUAUUCGCCCGAAAGCAGGGUGGAUUGCAGCUCACUUAUGGGUUGGCUGUCCAAGAUUUUCAAAGGUUUCAGCCAUGGCAGUAAGCAGAAGAUUUCACAAGGCCAACAUCUUGGGAGAUUGGAAGAUGGCACUGUUUGGGAAAGACCCAGAUCAUCCUCUGCUGAUGCAAGGUCAGACUUUGAUGAUGAAGAAGUUGCUCUUGCAAUUGCACUCUCGAUUGUCGAAGAAGAGAAAAAGGAAGAAGCCCAAAAGGAAGAUCGCAAGGAAUACCAAAAUGAAGAGCAGAGAGAAGACCAAAAGGAUGAUCUAGAGCAAGAGCAGAGGGAAGAUGAUAAGGGAAAAAGAGUAAUUGAAGACGAAGCUAGUAUUGAGGAAGACGAACAGUUGGCCAGGGCUCUUCAGGAGAGUAUGAAUAUGGAGUCUCAACCAGCAAGGCAUAAUGGUCAUCAAAGUUUCUUUUCUCCAUUUCCAUUCUUGUAUCCACCUGUGUAUAGGAUUUGUGCUGGUUGCAACGCAGAAAUUGGUCAUGGAAAAUUUUUAAGUUGCAUGGGCACUGUGUGGCAUCCUGAAUGUUUCAAAUGCAGUGCUUGCGAACUUCCAAUUUCUGACUAUGAGUUUUCAGUUUCUGAGAAUCGUCCAUACCAUAAAUCCUGCUACAAGGAACAGCAUCACCCAAAAUGUGACAUUUGCAAGAACUUUAUCCCUUCAAAUGCAGCCGGUCUUAUAGAAUAUAGAGCACAUCCUUUUUGGCAUCAAAAAUACUGUCCCUCCCAUGGGCAUGAUGGGACCCAUCGCUGCUGCAGUUGUGAGAGAAUGGAGCAAGUAGACACGAGAUACUUGAUACUCGAUGAUGGGAGGAGACUGUGCCUAGAGUGUCUGGAUUCAGCAAUAAUGGACACUCAUGAAUGCCAGCCAUUGUAUCUUGAAAUUCAAGACUUCUACGAAGGUCUGCAUAUGAAAGUAGAGCAGCAGAUUCCAUUACUCUUAGUUGAGAGGCAAGCGCUGAAUGAAGCCAUGGAAGGAGAAAAGAAUGGCCAUCAUCACAUGCCUGAAACAAGGGGACUUUGCUUGUCAGAAGAACAGACAGUCAGCAGUAUUUUAAGGAGGCCGAGAAUCGGGGGUUAUAGGAUCACAGACAUGUUCACAGAACCCUGCAGGCUGAUAAGGAGAUGUGAAGUGACUGCUAUCCUCCUCUUAUAUGGUCUUCCAAGGUUGCUGACAGGUUCCAUCUUGGCUCAUGAGAUGAUGCAUGCGUAUCUGCGCCUUAAAGGUUAUCCCAAUCUAAGCCCAGAAGUGGAAGAAGGCAUCUGCCAAGUCUUAGCACACAUGUGGUUGGAUUCUGAAAUCAUAGCUGGUUCUAGUAUUAACACUGCAUCUACUUCGUCUUCAUCAUCUUCGACAAGCUCUUCAUUAUCAUCAUCAUCCACCUCUUCAAAAAAGGGAAACCGUUCGCUGUUCGAGAAGAAACUGGGAGAGUUUUUCAAGCACCAGAUAGAAUCUGAUACUUCUGAAUCCUAUGGGGAUGGAUUCCGAGAAGGCAACAAGGCUGUGCUCAAGUACGGCUUGAAGAGUACACUUGACCAUAUUCGGCUCACAGGGAACUUUCCUUGCUAAUAAGAGGUUUUCGAAUCCCCGGAGUGGAGAGUUCAAUCCAUACUUGUACAUGCAUCAAUAUUCUCUUUGAUUGCAUACCAGGGUAUAUAGCUUUAUACGACGAAACAUAUAGAAAUCAAAAUAUAAUGGAUCCCAGUAAAAAAUGUUGUAGUGCAAUAUAGUGUGAUAAUACUAAUAAUAAUGUACAAAGUUGAGAUUAAUAAGAGAAUUGGCUAUUGAGGGGUGGUUGUGCAAUGGCCAUUAAUAAGAGUAAAGGAUAACAAGAAAUAAAAUAAAAGUUGAAAUCUUUU
Cuscuta campestris is the source of this 2213-nucleotide messenger RNA. Lineage: Eukaryota; Viridiplantae; Streptophyta; Magnoliopsida; Solanales; Convolvulaceae. The record is from the annotation of a GenBank genome assembly.